AUGGACCGACUCGCUUUGGAGCUGCAGCAGCUCCACGACCACGUCCGGCAUGUCAAACUGGCCACGUCGAUCGCCGAGAAAAGCGAUCGCGCGCUCAAGGACGCCAAGCAGCGCGCGGCCAGCUACAUGGAAGAGCUCCAAAGCACCAAGAUGGGCCACCAACAGAUCAAGUCGUCGUUCUCGGCGCUCGAGCGAAAACUGCGCGAUCUUGAAGGCGAAAAGAAUGCAGCGCUCCAGGAGCGCGACGGACUGCAGCAGACGCUCGAACGGAACCAAAUGGCGCUGGACAAGACCGCGGCCACGACGCUGCAUGAAAAAGAAAACUCCAUUCAGCGACUCCAAGCCGACAUUCAGCAGUACAAGCGCACUGUCGAGCAGCUCGAGGCGGCGCUUCAAGACGCACGGUCAGUGCCCCGUCACGCCAAGCCGUCGCCGAGGGUAGAGAAGAUUGCGUCCAACCAAGAGUCGUCCGGCGAUGUCCAACGACUCCACGAGCUCCUCUCCCAGAAAGACCAGGUAAUACGACCAACACGCUCCUGA
Messenger RNA from Saprolegnia parasitica CBS 223.65, 540 nucleotides. RefSeq lists its product as hypothetical. The transcript has 4 exons. Lineage: Eukaryota; Oomycota; Saprolegniomycetes; Saprolegniales; Saprolegniaceae. The record is from RefSeq and is a predicted model, not a curated record. The coding region runs from base 1 to 540 and encodes 179 amino acids.